CCAGUGCUAGAAGACUACCAGCGCGCAGUCCGUACGGUGAUCUGUUGUGGACAACUUCGUCAAGUGUUCUGUUCUAAUAAAAAGCAUUUCUUUUAAUCUCAAAAAAGUUUUUUGUAAUUGUUUUUAAUAAAAAAAAAAAAUUUUUAAUAAUGGCUACUGAAGUUGAAAAUAACGUGCAAACAGCGGUCGAAACAAAAGAUAAAGAGGAUGUUAAGGAAGUAACGAAAACUGAGGAAACAGUGGCUGAAAAACAAGAAACAACAACCGCUGAAACUCCAGCUCCUGUUAAGGAACCGGCACCUCCAAAAGUUGUCGUUCAUAAAACAAAUUAUGAAAAAGAUAUUGUGUAUUUGUAUCAAUUUUCGCGUACACCUUUGUUGCCAUCAAUCUCUUCAUAUUGUUUGAAAGUUGAAUCCUGGUUACGUCUUGCUGGACUUAAAUAUGAGAAUGUUGACCAUAAAAUGAAAUUCCGUAGCAAGAAAGGACAGUUACCAUUCGUUGAAUUAAAUGGUGAAGAAAUUGCUGACAGCACAAUCAUUCUCAAAGAGUUGGCACAACGUUUCGAUAAGGAUUUGGAUGCAGCUUUAACACAAGAACAACGUAAUGUGGCUCAUGCUAUGGUUUCCAUGAUUGAGAAUCAUUUAUUGUGGGUAAUUUUAUGGUGGCGUGCCAAGUAUCCUGAACAAGUGUUGAAAGGAUACAAAGUUAAUUUACAACAUGCACUUGGUACCAGAAUACCAAAUUCAUUCUUAAACUUCUGCUUCAAAUUCCAAUUUGGACGCAAGUGGUUCCAGGGUUCCAAGAAAUUGAAGGCGCAAGGUAUGGGAGUUCAUUCCGCUGAAGAAGUUGAACAAUUUGGUGAACGUGAUCUCAAAGUAUUGUCUGAUGUUCUUGCUGAUAUGCCAUUCUUCUUUGGUGAUGAACCUACAACUUUGGAUAUUGUUGCAUUUGCAAAUUUGGCUCAAAUUUAUUUCAUUGACAAAGAAGUUAGCUAUCCAUUACGUGAUUUUAUGACUGAACAAUGUCCAAAUUUGGUUGGUCAUGUCAAUCGUAUGAAGGAACGAUGCUUCCCCGAUUGGGAUGAUAUGUGUAACACACUUGAACUUAACUCUCAUUUACCAAAACCAGCACCAGAAGAAAAGGACAAAGAUAAGGAAGCUGCUCAAGAUGAAAAAGAAGGUGGUGACAAAGAAAAAGAACCAUCUGAUAAAGAUAUUGAAAAGGACAUUGAAAAAGAGAAGGCCGAUGAAAAAGAAAAAGAUAUUGAAAAAGAAAGUGAGGAAAAUAAGGAGAAAGAAGCAAAAUGAACACAUCCAAUAAUAACAAAGUAAUCAGUAUAUCUUAACUCCUUUUAAUCCUUUCACUGCCGAGGUAUUUGUUGUCCUUUUUCAUAAAAAAAAAGUCCCCAUGUGUCCCCCAUUUUUAAAAUAUAAACAAAAAAAAUAAAAUUCCCCAUAAUCCCAAAUAAAUCGUAUAUUAAUCAAAUUUUUUUUAGACAUUUGGCCUUCGUGUCGUUCGUCGUACGGUACCUCGGGCCAUAAAUUAAUAAUAAUCCUCAUUAAUUCCCCUCAAUUUUAUUCCCCCGUCAAUCGUAAUUAAAAUCCUAACUGUAUCAUCAGACUUAUGUGCAACAAAAUAUCUAGUUUUAAGUAACAAAAAAAAAAAUAAAAACCACAUAUUAACCGACAUUUUUAUAUUAAAAGAAGAAAAACAAAAGAUUUUACACAGGAAAAUAAUUUUUGAUUUCGUAAUUUUGGAAAGAAUCCAUUUUCGAAGGCACGACUUGAUAUGACGUAAGAUGAUGGAUUUAUUUCAAAAAUUGUGAAAAAAAGAGUCUGGAUGUAUAGAUUUUUCGGGGAAAACUUUAAUCUAUUUUCCGAGAUAAAUCUACGUAUACAGACUUAAAAAUUAUUUGGAUAUUAUUCAUUGCUUAGCUAAGAAACAAUUUUAUUUGUAAAAAAAAAAUAAUUAUUAGUUAGAUAUUUUUAUUGUAAGUAAAACGUUCGUAGAUCAUUCGACAUUUCUAUCUUUUUAUUUUUUUUAAAUUUUACUACUAGAUGCUGCCCCACUCCCUAUCUCUUUGAAGCCCUCUUAAUUUAGGGCUAACUAAAAGAGUUUUCAAUUUACAUUUUAAUUAAUUUAUAUAUAUAAAAGUAUGCUCUCUUUUCUAUCAGAACAUGCGUAUUUCGGACAGCGUCCUGUAGGACUUUUAAUCUUUUUGACAUCAUACUUGCUCUCUCAGUUAUAUGCGAAAAUUUUGUCGAGAAUAACGUCUAUAAAACUUUCCCACCAUUGCUAAAAACGUGCGUUUACAAGAAUGGUUGAAAAGUGGUAACGGAUUCUUUAUAAUUGCGUGAUAUGAUCCAAGUUUUCAUUUUCCAUUUCAAAUCAUUUUUCAUUUCAUUUUCGUAAGGUCAUACAUGUCUUAACAACUCAGGAGUUAUUUUUCACAGGAUAGUGAAGAAUCCCUCCAUAAAUACAACGGAUCAAUGUGAUCUUUCAACCAUAUUUGUGGGUAGCCAACUUUUCGCUAUAUAACUAAGCGUGUAAAUAUGUUUAAUUUUAGUAAAUGUAUUUAAUAAUUCCAUGUAAUAACGGCAUUUAAAAUAACCCAUUCCACCAUUAAAAAAACAAAUGAAUAAGAAAAUAGUGUAUUUGUAGCUUCAAAUUUCCCCCCAUUUAUAAUUCUAUUAUUAGGAGAGCGGAUUAUAGUAAACUCUUCCUUUUAUUCAAAUUUUAUUUUAUAGUUUUUAUAGUUCUUAAAGUGAUACAGGGUUUUUGGGCGUACUUCAAGGUUUCUAUUAUGGGCCCACCGAAGUAAAAUAUUUUUUUCAACUCAGUUCCAAAAUCUUUAAGGACAAUAAGUAUUUAUUUAAUUAAAAUUGAGCUAAGGGAGAGUGGAUUAGGGUCUGCUCUUGGACCAUUUAACGUAUACAUUUAAAAAAAAAAAAGCUCAUAUGAUAA
Molecule: messenger RNA, 2964 nt
Organism: Chrysoperla carnea
Lineage: Eukaryota; Metazoa; Arthropoda; Insecta; Neuroptera; Chrysopidae
Gene: fax
Product: failed axon connections
Exons: 5
Coding region: 150-1307 (385 amino acids)
Cellular component (GO): cytoplasm
Source: RefSeq, a predicted model, not a curated record